Molecule: messenger RNA, 3044 nt
Organism: Sus scrofa (pig)
Lineage: Eukaryota; Metazoa; Chordata; Mammalia; Artiodactyla; Suidae
Gene: SOX8
Product: SRY-box transcription factor 8
Biological process (GO): negative regulation of transcription by RNA polymerase II; peripheral nervous system development; enteric nervous system development
Cellular component (GO): nucleus
Molecular function (GO): RNA polymerase II cis-regulatory region sequence-specific DNA binding; DNA-binding transcription factor activity, RNA polymerase II-specific
Source: RefSeq, a predicted model, not a curated record
GGGACUGAGCUUCGGCUGCGGCGGCGGCGGCGGCGGCGGCGGCGGCGGCGGCGACAGGAGGGCCGGGGUCCGGCGGCGGCGGGACGCAGGUCGGGCCUCUGUGCAGCGACCUCGGGUCCCGGAGCGGCUGCAGCGCAGCCGGGCAUCGGACCCGGUGCGCGUCCUCGGUGCGCGCUUCUCCGAGCUCGGCCCUGAUGCUGGACAUGAGCGAGGCCCGCGCCCAGCCGCCCUGCAGCCCGUCUGGCACUGCCAGCUCCAUGUCGCACGUGGAGGACUCGGACUCGGACGCGCCGCCGUCGCCCGCCGGCUCCGAGAGUCUGGGCCGUGCGGCGGGCGCGGGGGGCGGCGGCCGGAGCGACGCGGCGGACGAGCGUUUCCCCGCUUGUAUCCGCGACGCCGUGUCGCAGGUGCUCAAGGGCUACGACUGGAGCCUGGUGCCCAUGCCCGUGCGCGGUGGCGGCGGCGGCGCGCUCAAGGCCAAGCCGCACGUGAAGCGGCCCAUGAACGCCUUCAUGGUGUGGGCGCAGGCGGCGCGCCGCAAGCUGGCCGAUCAGUACCCGCACCUGCACAACGCUGAGCUCAGCAAGACACUGGGAAAGCUGUGGCGCUUGCUGAGCGAGAGUGAGAAGCGCCCCUUCGUGGAGGAGGCAGAGCGGCUUCGAGUCCAGCACAAGAAGGACCACCCAGACUACAAGUACCAGCCGCGCCGGAGGAAGAGCGUGAAGGCUGGCCAGAGCGACUCGGACUCGGGCGCCGAGCUGGGCCACCACCCAGUCAGUGCUGUGUACAAGACGGACGCCAGCCUCGGGGACGUGCACCACCACGGCGACCACACAGGGCAGACCCACGGGCCCCCCACCCCGCCCACCACCCCCAAGACGGACCUGCACCACGGGGGCAAGCAGGAGCUGAAGCUGGAAGGCCGCCGACUGGUGGACAGCGGCCGCCAGAACAUCGACUUCAGCAACGUGGACAUCUCGGAGCUGAGCAGCGAGGUCAUCGGGAACAUGGACACCUUCGACGUGCAUGAGUUCGACCAGUACCUGCCCCUCAACGGCCACUCGGCCCUGCCCGCAGAGCCGGGCCAGCCCGCGGCCGCCGGCUCCUACGGGGGCACCUCCUACGCGCACGCUGGGGCGGCCGGCCUCGGGGCGUCCCCCGUGUGGGCCCCCAAGGGCGCCCAGUCGGCCUCGGAGUCACCCACCGAGGCCGGCCCCCCGCGGCCGCACAUCAAGACGGAGCAGCUGAGCCCCAGCCACUACGGCGACCAGGCGCACGGCUCCCCGGGGCGCGCCGACUACGCCUCCUACAGCGCCCAGGCCAGCGUGACCACGGCCGCCCCCGCCGCAGCCGCCUCCUCCUUCACCAGCUCGCAGUGCGACUACACCGACCUGCAGACCCCCAACUACUACAGCCCGUACCCCGGCUACCCUUCCGGCCUCUACCAGUACCCCUACUUCCACUCGCCCCGCCGGCCCUACGCCUCGCCCCUGCUCGGCGGCCUCUCCGUGCCGCCCACCCACAGCCCCCCCAGCAACUGGGACCAGCCCGUGUACACCACGCUGACCAGACCCUGAGGGCGCGGCCGCGGGGGGCGACGCGGCCGCGGGCCAAGCCGGAGCCUCCGAGGGCUUACAGGAGGGACGCGCGCGCGUGUGCACGCGGGGCGAGAGGGGUGCAGCCCGCGGCUGCGACCAGUGCCUGCACCGCGCUUUGUGCAGGACCCCCCUCCAGAUUUCCCACCUCGGCCCGGACAAAGCCCUCCGUCCUCCUCUCUGUCUUGCCCCUCGGCUGCCCCGCUUCCCAGCAGACGCCAGCGUCUGGGCUUUGCCUCUCGUUGGCUGCAAAGCGGCAGCCUCGGCACAAAGGACAAAAGGAGGGAAGAGGCCGGCGGGCUCUGGGCCGCCGAGCUCCAGGCCCCGGCCGGCCUUGGCGCUGAGAACCCCCCAGGACCAACGGAGGAGUCUCCCCAGCGAGUGGGCCCCCACGCCCCAUCAUGGUUGCGUCUGUCAGCCCGAGCCCCUCUUGGGACCGGCCCUGGGACCUAGGACCUGGGUGUUCCUUGUAGUGAGGGUUCUUCCGAGCAAGGUUUGGCUGUGAUUAACACUUCUCUCUUCUUAUUUUAUUUUUUUAAUUUUUAUUUUUGAAGCUUCACCGUGUUUGAUUUGUUUUGAGAGCUGUUAAAAAAUGUAUUUAUGUUCUGUAUUAUUUUAUCUUUAAUUAAUGAAGUAAUCCGUGCGGAGAACAGUAGACUUUCAGACAAAACGGAAGCUGGAGGGCCGGGGGAGGGGCGGGGGGGGCUGGGACCCUGGCUUGGGCAGCUGGCUGGCUGGGCCCCGGCCCCAGGCCCCCCCCCCACCGCCCCAGGGUGGUUGGACCCCCCCCCCCAGGCAAGAGCAAGAGAGGGGAUUUGCCUCGUGGUGUCUCUGACAGGUGGGGCCCCCGGCACCCGUGUCAAAUCCAGGUUUAGGAGGCAGGGCGCGUCGCUGAAUUUCACCUCUGCCCACGACUGUGCCAGGUGGUGGAGGCGGGAAUUUCCUGGGACGUGGUGGCUCCAGAAAUGCAUUAAUCUCGGCUCUUAGGAACCAGGCGCCACCUCCAAGCUGUGAAACUAAAACCUCUCCACUAAGCGUUUUUAGAUUCUUAGUUUUGAGAGAACAGUGUCUGAUUUACCUGUGCCGCUUCUCCUGUCUCCUGAGCGAUGGUAGCUGCCUACUUGAUGGAAACGCGUGCCUUUCAAACUUUGUACAUUUAAAUAAGUACAUCUGAGAUGUUGCUUCUUUUUACUUUUUCUACUUUUUCUUACCUUUUUCUAAAAAAAUUUUUUUUUUCUUUUUUUUUGGGGGGGGAGGGUGGCUUAUCUCUUCCUGGGGGUGGGGGCAGGGAACUACAGCAAACUCAUUUUUAUGCAAUCUAUUUUUCGGUGUCAAGUUUGGACUUUUGCUGUCACUUACCUGCUGUGUUUCGCUACUUUCUGACCAAGCAAUGCUAACUUUUGUACAGAUCCAUUUGAUAAAAUUAAAAAAAAAAAUGCUUUUUAUCUA